This is a messenger RNA of Procambarus clarkii (red swamp crayfish), 984 nucleotides long. NCBI's taxonomy places the organism in Eukaryota, Metazoa, Arthropoda, Malacostraca, Decapoda, Cambaridae. The record is from RefSeq and is a predicted model, not a curated record.
AUGGGACAGGAAGUAGGUCAGGAGGUGGAACAGGAAGUGGAACAGGAAGUGGGUCAGGAUGUGGGACAGGAAGUGUGUCAGGAGGUGGAACAGGAAGUGGUUCAGGUGAAACAGGAAGUUGGUCAGGAGGUGGGACAGGAAGUGGGUCAGGAGGUGGAACAGGAAGUAAGUCAGGAGGUGGAACAGGAAGUAGGUCAGGAGGUUGGACAGGAGGUAGGCCAGGAGGUGGGACAGGAAGUAGGUCAGGAGGUGGAACAGGAAGUAGGUCAGGAGGUGGGACAGGAAGUGGGACAGGAAGUAGGUCAGGAGGUGGAACAGGAAGUAGGUCAGGAGGUGGAACAGGAAGAAGUAGGUCAGGAGGUGGAACAGGAAGUAGGUCAGGAGGUGGAACAGGAAGUGGGUCAGGAGGUGGAACAGGAAGUAGGUCAGGAGGUGGAACAGGAAGUAGGUCAGGAGGUGGAACAGGAAGCGGGUCAGGAGGUGGAACAGGAAGUAGGUCAGGAGGUGGGACAGGAAGUUGGUCAGGAGAUGGAAUACGAAGUAGGUCAGGAGGUGGAACAGGAAGUAGGUCAGGAGGUGGAACAGGAAGUAGGUCAGGAGGUGGAACAGGAAGUAGGUCAGGAGGUGGAACAGGAAGAAGCAGGCCAGGAGGUGGGACAGGAAGCAGGUCAGGAGGUGGAAUAUGAAGUAGGUCAGGAGGUGGAACAGGAAGUGGGUCAGGAGGUGGAACAGGAAGUAGGUCAGGAGGUGGAACAGGAAAUGGGUCAGGAGGUGGAACAGGAAGUGGGUCAGGAGGUGGGACAGGAAGUAGAUCAAGAGGUGGAACAGGAAGUGGGUCAGGAGUUGGAACAGGAAGUGGGUCAAGAGGUGGAACAGGAAGUGGGUCAGGAGGUGGAACAGGAAGUGGGUCAGGAGGUGGAACAGGAAGUAGGUCAGGAGGUGGAACAGGAAGUGGGUCAGGAGGUGGGACAGGAAGUAGGUUAG